Messenger RNA from Chionomys nivalis (European snow vole), 876 nucleotides. RefSeq names its product NADH:ubiquinone oxidoreductase subunit A5 (gene Ndufa5). The transcript has 5 exons. The record is from RefSeq and is a predicted model, not a curated record. The coding region runs from base 103 to 453 and encodes 116 amino acids. Lineage: Eukaryota; Metazoa; Chordata; Mammalia; Rodentia; Cricetidae. Gene Ontology annotation, biological process: respiratory electron transport chain.
CCGAUGGUUUCCUAGGUGACAGAGCAGCAGCGUCGACGCUCGAUUGAGCAGGCCUGGGAGAGGCUCCCAGAGGGCCGCGCGCUCCGGACGCCGGGUGCUGUCAUGGCGGGUGCGUUGAAGAAGACCACCGGCCUGGUGGGAUUGGCAGUGUGCGACACUCCACACGAGAGGCUAACAAUAUUGUAUACAAAGAUUCUUGAUAUUCUGAAGCAGUUCCCUAAACAUGCAGCCUAUAGAAAAUACACAGAACAGAUCACCAAUGAGAAGCUGGAUAUGGUCAAGGCGGAACCAGAUGUUAAAAAAUUAGAAAACUUGCUCCAGGGUGGUGAAGUAGAAGAGGUGAUUCUUCAGGCUGAAAAUGAACUAAGUCUGGCAAGGAAGAUGCUGCAGUGGAAGCCAUGGGAGCCACUGGUGGAAGAGCCUCCUGCCAACCAGUGGAAGUGGCCAAUAUGAUCACAGUGUCUGAUGGCUGAUGCCAAUUAAAUGUGCAAUUAAAUGUUCUGUUAUGCUAAAAUGUGUCCUUAUUAUUGACGUCUUAGAAUUAAGAAGAGUAGUAUAGUGUGUAUCUUAUUUCCAAGACAUAUUUAGGAGACAACAUUGGUUAUGGUAACGGGGUCCUAUGAAUCCUUUCACACUGACUUUCCGGUUUCUAUUUCUGAGGUCACACAAUGGGUUUGCUGUGCCUAUGUCAUCCUUCAUUGACUUUCUCCUGUUAUAUUUGAGCGUCUUGGACAUUUCACCAACAGUGCUACUAUAGCUUUGUUUAGUGGAGCAGACUUUAUUGGUGUUUGCAUAGGAAUUUCUGGUAAUUGCUAUGUAAAUGUAAUGGUAAUCUUCACAUAGUAAUGUUCUUGAAUGGGAAUGGCACCCACUCUC